Messenger RNA from Saccostrea echinata, 702 nucleotides. RefSeq lists its product as uncharacterized. The coding region runs from base 1 to 702 and encodes 233 amino acids. NCBI's taxonomy places the organism in Eukaryota, Metazoa, Mollusca, Bivalvia, Ostreida, Ostreidae. The transcript has a single exon. The record is from RefSeq and is a predicted model, not a curated record.
AUGACGGACUUAGCCUACCGGUUCAACAUAAGCCAGUCAUCAGUGACCAACAUAUUUCAUGCAUGGUUAUAUGCCCUUUAUUCUACUUUGGGAGGUCUUGUGCGUUGGCCAGAAACGGAUGUGUGUCAGUUACCCGAAGUCUUUCAGAAUGAAGUAUUCAGGAGGGUCAAGUGUGUGAUUGAUUGUACGGAGAUAUUUAUUGACAGGCCGUCAAAUUUAAAGGCAAGAGCACAGACCUACUCUAACUACAAGAGACACAACACCAUUAAGAUUCUCGUGGGUGUGAGUCCUACAGGUUGUGUGACUUUCCUGUCUACAUGUUGGGGAGGACGAGUAAGUGACAGACAAAUCACAUGUGAAUCCGGGCUUCUUGACAAACUCUUGCCAGGAGAUGUUGUACUAGCUGAUAUAGGCUUUAACAUGACAGAGGAUUUUGCCCUUAAAGGAGCCCAGCUCAUAGUGCCUGCUUACACUAAAGGGAAAAGCAAGCUACCAAAGGAGAAUGUCGAGAAGUCUCGCAAGAUGUCGAGAGCUCGGAUCCACAUUGAGCGUCUCAUUGGGAGGAUGAAGGACUUCGAGAUCAUCAAAGGCCCAUUACCUAUAAAUCUAGUCAAGAGGAAGUCAGAUUCUCGCAUUACAGCCGGGGACAAGAUAGUGCGUGUUGUAGCUGCCAUUGUCAACACCAAUGAUGCCAUUUUGUGA